Messenger RNA from Pleurotus ostreatus (oyster mushroom), 933 nucleotides. RefSeq lists its product as uncharacterized. The record is from RefSeq and is a predicted model, not a curated record. The transcript is spliced from 5 exons. NCBI's taxonomy places the organism in Eukaryota, Fungi, Basidiomycota, Agaricomycetes, Agaricales, Pleurotaceae. The coding region runs from base 1 to 933 and encodes 310 amino acids.
AUGCAAGGCAGCAACGGCGGGCUCCCCACAAUCCACACACAAGGGCGAGCGUAUUCUAAAUUCAAGGUGCAGAGUUCUGAUGUUCUCCAGGACAUGAGAGUCAAUGUCUCAGUCGAAGGCCACGAACAGAUUCUUUGGUACAAGGAAAGGUUCCUAAGUGACGACGAAAUCAUUGAGAACGUUGUGCAUAAUCCCACAUCGACGAUAUGUUGGACAAUCCAUCGACCGAAGCGCGGCUGGUACAUGCGCAUCCGAGCACCCAGCUUCCCGCCUGGGAUGUUCAUACCCCUGAUGCCUGUGCCUCCAGCGUCAAUGCACCAUGUCGACGCGGCACUCACAUUCAGCUCGCGAACGAAUGCACUUGCUCCUUCGCGUACACCUGCGAGUGCUCACUCGUACCCGCCAACCUCGCCCCCAGUAGUCGUGGUCGUCGAACCUCCGUCACCAACGGACACUGACGUCUCGGAGGUCAAUCUCGAUGCCGUAGUCGAGUCCAUGAAACCCGCAGCAGCUGUUAAGAAACCUCCUCCCCCUCCCACCCAGAUCACCGAUUUUAUACUAGCACCUUAUACAGGCACUGUGCAGCCGGAAGCCCCUUCCCUCCUCUCGAGAGCGUUUUCAUUCCUCAAAACCCAUGCGCCACACCAUUCCAACUCCUUUACGUUGACACGGAUGUCUGCCGGAGGCGCUCCUCCUCCAUAUACCCCCGCUGCGCCAAUUGGAACCCCACCCAUGCCGGACAAUCUACCCUUACUGACGUUUCACGACCAUACACCCGUUCUCACUGUCCGUUCGAUCACGGGCCUUCUCGAGAUUGACAUCGAGGAAGAGCGUCUUUUGGGCAUUGACACUAGCUUCUGGAUCGCCGUUGCUCUUACAUAUCUCGAGUUUCUGGAAGAAAGAGAGAGCUAUCUAGCAGCUAAUAGUGACUAG